AUGCCAGGCGUCGUGGAGGCUGCCUCCAGCCCUGCCUGGCCGGGGCUGGGCUUUACUGUCGCACAUCAGAAGGUCGAGCUGGAAAUAGAUUUUGCAAAUAAGGGCCUCAAGGGCAAGACGGAAAUCACCAUCCACCCGCAUUACAAGGAACUUCGCGUGAUUCCUUUGAGUUUUCGACAGGGUGAGGUUAAGCGUAUCAACGUCGGCGGGAAGACACCUACAAUUAAAUAUACGAAUCCUUACGAAUCCCUUCAGUUGUACGGCCCUCACUAUCACCAGCGAUUGUCAUCUAAGAUCGAUGGCCUCCUCAAAUCUCCACCGCAAGCGGAACUACUAGUGACGAUCCCGAAAAGUGUCAGAAUUGACGAACUUGACCCUUUCUCGAUUGAGGCCCAGGAUCAGAUGUCCCUGCGAGCAACUGGAGCUGUUGAUGAUGCGGAAGGCCCACUAAGUUCUAAAGCGCCGGAGACUUCUCUCCCCCGGUUCACGGCGCUUACGGUGUAUGUCGAGUUUAUCGUUGAUAAUAUCCGUGAGGGUCUACAGUUUGUCGGGAUGGAAAAUGGCGAUAGACGCUACCCACAUGUCUAUACAACCAACUCACUUGGCUAUGGCGUCGGAUGUCCUCUGUUUCCCUGCGUCGACGAUCCUUCGUCUCGCUGCACCUGGGAAAUUUCGAUCAAAUGCCCUUGUUCCUUAGGGGACGUAUUCGACCGCAAGUCUCGGGAUCCAUCCGGCGCUAAUUCUGGCCGCACAAAAUCCACAUCUAGCCACGGCCGAUAUAUUUCUCCAGAUGACGAGACAUUGGAUAUAUCGGUGGUUUGUUCCGGAGAUAUGACAGAUGAGAUUAUCGAUCCGAAAGAUUCGAGCAAGAAGACCGUCUCAUUUGCAUGUGCUACUCAGCUUUCCGCCAAGCAAGUUGGAUUUGCUGUUGGCCCCUUCGAGUAUGUCAAUCUUUCUGAUUUCCGAGAAAGUGAUCAGGAUGAACAGCUUGGCCAGAAUGCUAUUCCACUGCACGCUUUCUGUCUUCCGGGGAGAGUGGAUGAGCUUAGGAAUACAUGCUUUCCAAUGGCGAAGGCGAUAGACUUCUUUUCAUUAUCAUAUGGAUCGUAUCCAUUCUCAAGCUACAAAAUGUGCUUCGUGGAUGACACACCCCAAGACACCUUGCCGACAGCGUGCCUGUCGAUCUGUAGUAACCACCUUUUGUUCCCCGAAGAAAUUAUUGACCCAAUGUAUGAUUCAACACGCACUCUAGCCCACGCUCUAUCCUGCCAGUGGAUCGGGGUCAAUAUCAUACCAAAGGAGCUGACGGAUACGUGGGUUACCGUGGGAGUCGCCUGGUAUAUCACGGACACCUUCAUGAGAAAGCUUUGUGGGAACAACGAAUAUCGGUUUCGAUUGAAGCAAAUGUCAGAUAGAGUAUGCGAGUUGGACUAUGAACGCCCAUCGAUACACGAUAUGGGAAAUUAUCUCCAGUUAGAUGCGUCCGAGAUCGAAUUUAUCGCAUUGAAGGCGCCUCUAGUUUUAUUCAUUCUGGACCGACGGCUCACCAAAGCCAGUGGGAAAGCGACGAUGUCCCGCAUUAUCUCUCGGCUUUUCUUAAAUUCUCGAAUGGGUGACAUACCCAAUGGUGCAGUCACCACUUCUCUGUUUCAGAAGACGUGCGAGAGGCUUGGUCAUGCAAGGUUGGAUGCAUUCUUCAAUCAAUGGGUGUAUGGGGCUGGGUGCCCGAGAUUCCAGGCCACACAAAGGUUUAACAAGAAAAAGUUGGUGGUCGAAAUGAUGAUUAAACAAGUUCAAUCAGAACAGCCGAGCGCGCGUGAUUUAGAGAGGAAUUAUUUUCUGCGUGAUGUCAAGGAAGAAAUACGGAGUGUCUACGCCGGCGCGAUCCAGCCAGUCUUUACGGGCUCCAUGACUAUCAGAAUCCACGAAGCUGAUGGUACCCCUUAUGAGCAUAUCGUUGAGAUCAAAGAAGGUGUCACCAAGUUUGACAUACCGUAUAACACUAAAUACAAACGAUUGAAACGAAACAAACGGCAAAAGGAGCGUGCUGCCGCCGCCUCAGGUGGCGACCCCAAUGCAGAAGCGCAAGAAGACGUCUUGCUUUACUGCUUAGGUGAUGUUUUGCAAAGUGAGGAGGAAAUACAAGAGUGGAGGCUAGCAGAUUGGAGUAAAGAGGACGAGGAGAGAAUGGGACAGGAAUCCUACGAAUGGAUCCGUAUGGAUGCAGAUUUUGAGUGGAUCUGUAAACUCUCAUUGGUGAUGCCAGGCUACAUGUACCUCUCUCAGCUUCAACAAGAUCGCGAUGUUGUAGCUCAGUUGGAGUCGCUUCAGUAUAUGGCAGCUCAACGGGAGCACCCACUGAUUUCCACAAUCUUCGUUCGAACUUUAAUGGACCGGAGAUAUUUCUAUGGAAUCCGCGCAGCAGCAGCCCGGGCUCUUGUCAAGCAUGCUAAAGAGGAAAUCAAUUGGUUAGGACUGUUCCAUCUGGAACGAGCUUUCCAGGAGUUGUUUUGUCUACCAGGCUCUCCCAUGACUCGCUCAAAUGAUUUUUCCGACAGGGCAGCGUAUAUCCUUCAAUUACUAAUCCCAGAGGCUAUCUCAAAGGUACGAGAUAAUAAUGGGAAGACUCCGAUGCAAGUGAAACGUUUUCUGCAUGAUAAGUUGAAGUUCAACGAUAAUUCUAAUAAUGAGUACUCGGAUAAUUUCUAUGUCGCAACCCUAAUGCAGUCACUGUGUCAUGCUAUGCUGGGGAAAAGCGAGUCGCCGUCCGUGGAAAUGGAUGAUUUUGACAUGGAGCGAGUGCUUGAGUACCAGGCGGAGGAGCAACUAGAGAAAGAUGCUCUGGCCGAAAUUGAUAGGUACCGGCGAAUGGAUGAAUGGUCGAGUUCAUUUCAGAACGUCUAUUCCCGUGCAGCCCUGCGUUGCCAAAUGCAGCUCAUGCAGGCCAGCAUAGUGGACAUGGACGCAUUGCAGUUUUUGCCCUACACCAGGGCUGGGACUUACGACCUCCUUCGUUUGGAUGCCUUCGAAUGUCUAGUGGAAAUGGAUCUCUUCAAAAGCCCUGAGCUUCUGAGGUGGUAUAUUUUCACCAUGUCCAACGACCCUUCUGCCUGGCUUCGGCGACGUCUCCAUAGCUUGUUUGGCAAGGCACUCGCACCUGUGGCUUUCGGUCGUGAACCAGAUAAUCGGGAGCAAGCUACCAGUGAUAGUCUGAUUAUUGAGCAGGAAUCCUCCACUGAAGUCCGCCGGGCAGACUUGGCGCGAAAGCAAACUGUCCCUGGUGCUAUAGAGGCACUGAAGCUUGACGUUUCUGGAGACCAAUCUCUGAAGGAGGCGCUCUGGGCUGCGUGCAACUCCCCCUGCAUUGGGAUAUUGGAGCUUUCCGAAUUCACCGAUCUCUGCCGAAUCUUAUACAGCCCCGUUACGUCCCUGAAGGUAUCCCUAAAAUACCCGCGGUACUGGAAAGCGAGACACCUCGGAAAGGGACGCAUGCAUUUCUUCCGUUCCAACCGUGUUCGCACCACACUCACCCUGUCAAAGGAUUUAGCAGCAGCUCCCGCAAAACGCAAGCGAGAAGAACAGGGAAUGCCACCCCCUGGUCCUCGUAUCACAUUUAAACAGUCGAAGAUUGGCGCAAAGGGGCCAUCGCAGAAUUUGACCUCAACACCGCAGCAAACUCCCAAGUUACAUAUUCCCAAUCUCCCUUCCCCUGCCCCCCAGGCGAUGCCUAAGAACCCGACCACCCCAUCUACCCCGUCAACUCCUGGUGGCGGGUUCAAGUUGAAAUUGAAAUUUGGCCAAAAGUCCAAAUGA
Molecule: messenger RNA, 3813 nt
Organism: Aspergillus tanneri
Lineage: Eukaryota; Fungi; Ascomycota; Eurotiomycetes; Eurotiales; Aspergillaceae
Product: transcription initiation factor TFIID subunit TAF2
Exons: 4
Coding region: 1-3813 (1270 amino acids)
Biological process (GO): transcription initiation at RNA polymerase II promoter
Cellular component (GO): transcription factor TFIID complex
Molecular function (GO): chromatin binding; RNA polymerase II general transcription initiation factor activity; transcription cis-regulatory region binding
Source: RefSeq, a predicted model, not a curated record